GGUUGCAAAAUUAUUGGGUCUGCGCGUUGUGUACUCCUGUCUGGAUCGUUGAACCAUGUCAAAUUGCCAAACGUCAAUGCUAAUGCAGUUUUUUACGUUAAAAAGGCAAACAAAACAGCAAUAUAUAGAUUCGAGUAGUAUGGACCUGUCAUGUAUUAAAUAAGCUUAUGCGUUGGGACACUGGGGAGAAGAUAGGCGCCAGAUUUCCUGAGUAAGGGGAGGAGGGCAUCCUGGCACUGGGCGGUAAAGGCUAACCACGCGGAAGGAGGUUCCCACAGCAUCUCCCUCUAGACUGGCCACGCCCCCGUGUUGCAGCCGCCGUAAAGUGCGGCGUCCUGGCCACGCCCCUCCGGCGCUUCUUGUGACGCAGUCGCCCUGGGUAUUUUUGCGCGGGAAAAGGAGGCAGUUCGGAGCGCUAGGCAGUGUGGCCGGAACCGGCAGUUUUUGCGGAGUUUGCAGCUCGCUCCCUGCCCUUACUGGCCAUGGGGCUGCUGGAGCUGUGCGAGGAAGUGUUCGGUACUGCCGACCUUUAUCGAGUGCUGGGCGUGCGGCGCGAGGCCUCGGACAGCGAGGUCCGGCGCGGCUACCACAAGGUGUCUCUGCAGGUGCACCCGGACCGGGUCGGCGAGGACGACAAAGAAGACGCCACCCGCCGUUUCCAGAUCCUCGGGAAAGUCUAUUCUGUUCUGAGCGACAAAGAGCAGAGAGCACUGUACAAUGAGCAGGGAACAGUGGACGAAGAUUCUGAUGUGCUCAACCAAGAUCGGGACUGGGAGACGUAUUGGAGAUUACUUUUUAAAAAGAUAUCUCUCGAAGACAUUCAAGCUUUUGAAAAGACAUACAAAGGUUCUGAAGAAGAGCUGGCAGAUAUUAAACAGGCCUAUUUGGAUUUCAAGGGUGACAUGGAUCAGAUCAUGGAGUCUGUGCUGUGUGUGCAGUACACAGAGGAACCCAGGAUAAGGAACAUUAUUCAGCAAGCCAUUGAUGCUGGAGAGAUCCCAUCCUAUAAUGCCUUUGUCAAAGAAUCGAAGCAAAAGAUGAAUGCAAGAAAAAGGAGGGCUCAGGAAGAGGCUAAAGAAGCAGAAAUGAGCAGGAAGGAGUUGGGCCUUGAUGAAGGAGUAGAUAAUUUGAAAGCAGUCAUUCAGAGCAGACAAAAGGAUCGGCAAAAGGAAAUGGACAAUUUUCUGGCUCAGAUGGAAGCAAAGUACUGCAAACCUUCUAAACGAGGAGGGAAAAAAACGCCUUUCAAGAAAGAAAAGAAAUAAUGGAAUUUUCUCUUCAAAAGUCUUUAAGUGUUAAUUGGUGCCCUUACAGGCAAGGUACAGUCAAGAUUUGAAGACAAAAGUCAACCCCGCCCUUGAGAAAAAUUGUCCUUCCAGCCUAGAUUAUUCAGAUCAAUUCUGUAAACCACGCAGAAUCUCUCAACCUGAUUUUAGGAACCCUAAAAAUCCCCUGACGUUCUUUGAGGUCCUGUAUGAAGGAGUUUAGUGGUGAUUUUUGAGGGAAUGGGGGUGAGUGGUGUAUUCCUGGCAGCACUUGCUUCUAUGGGUCUUCUGUGCAAGAAACUCUUAUCUGGAAUGUGGGUCUGUCCCAUAUAGCCUUUAGCAGUUGUCAUUUUGGCACACAAGAGUGUGCACACAGCUGCAGAGUAUUCGAAGUGAUGUGUGUGUUUAUUAGAACAGUAACUGUACCUGGCUAGAAAGCCUUCAAAACACUUGCUGGACAUCUGUCUUUCACAUAUUUGCGAGGUCACUUUCAGGCUUAAUAUUCUUGAAUAGAUCCCCUUUCCUUUUUGUUUUACUCAGCCAGCUUUUGUACUCUGCUUGAAGUGUAGGAGAAACAUGUUCAGAUUACCUCAGGCAUCUUUGUAAGACUUAAUACCUGAUGAAAUAAACAGGUUAAAAAGGACUAUUAAGUUGUGGGGCCUUUUAAAUGAUCUAUGUGAUCAUUUAAAAAUCUGUGAUCUAGAGAAACUAUGGAAGGUGCUUAGAGAAGAGAGAAGAAAAAUAAUCCUAGUCAGCUUAUUUACAGUAGGUAGUCUGGUUUAAGUAUCAUAAACAGAAGUUGUCCUAUCUGUAACUGUUGAGUGUUAUUAGGUCGUUUGUUUCCUCAUCUAUAAAAGGGUGAGGGAAUUGGGCUAAGUGACUUCCUCAGAGGUGUCUUCUGACUCUCUACAUUUGAAAGGCAGACCAUCUUGAUCCCGUGGUUUGUUACCAUGCACUCAUGGUAUUGAUUUGUGAGAAAAGUACAGGUUUUUACUUAAUUUAGUCAGAUCGGUAUAUAGUCAUUGGAAUAUAUGGAAAUUUUUUUAGCAAUUGUUAAACUUAAUAUCUCUGAUUUGUAGACUUAUGUAUCCAAUACCAUAUGCAUAACACAGCCCUUCUGUUACUGAGCUUUAUGUAUGAUAACUGAGGCUUUCAGUUUGUGAUUACACACAGGUUAAAAAAACUCUUUAAUUUGUGUUGAAAAUAUAAUUUAAGGCAGGUUGUUCAAAGCAUCUGUCUUCUUUAUAUGAUAGCAUUAGUACACCUUGAUAUAAUAAAAAAGAUACCCCUAUUUAUGGUCACCUGAAUUUAUCCACUCUGAAGAUUAACAAGAUUUAAAACUUAUAGGGUCAUCAAAAUUAAAGUUCAAUGAAAUUUAAAUAAAAUAAAUUUAAGCCAUAGUUAAAACCUGCAUUAUGCCGCAUUUAUGAAUGUCCUCCAAAAAAAAGUCCAUGGUGAAAUCAGAAGAAUGUUGAAGUUCUCUACUUCUGCUCUUAGGAUAUGUUUAUACUAGACCAAUUACCAGAGUUUCUGAAAUUUUAAGGCAUUGCUGGCUUACCAGCAGAUUCUAUAAAUUUUCAAGUUGACUUAGAACUUAAGAAGAAAAUCUGAUAAGGUGAAUUUAAUAGUUAAAAAAAUAUAUAUAUAACCACUAAAGUCCUUUAAGAAAAGCAUAAUCUGAUAUCAAGCAGGCAUUGUGAGGUUGAGCUGUCCUGUCUGAAAAUAUAUAUACAUUAUGACUUAUUACAUAAGUUACUUUAAACCAGUGUUCAACAUUUAUGUCUUUAUUACUCACCCCUUCCAUACCUCUUUGCCUAGAAGAUUGGACAUCUAAAGAGAAAGCUUUAGGACUGACAUCUGUUUGAUGAGUAGCUCAGAGUUUUGACAGAACUGUCUCCUAAAAAUGCCUUAAAAAUGAGUACAACUCUCCAGAAAUUCAUACAAGUGGAAGUGUUCUGAAGCCAGUGAUAUAGCUUCAUGUUAUCAAACAAUCAUUUGCUGCUUUUUGUGUAUGUAUAGUCUUCAUAGACUCUUAUAGAAUCCUAUAAUUGAACUGAUCAUCAUUAACAGACAACAUGAGCAGUGAUUUGGGGAUAAUUAUUAAUUUGUUACAUUUUUGGAUACAAAUUCUGUCCAGUGGAGUAGGUUAACUUAAUGCUGAAAGAAGAUGGUAACUGGAAAAACAGUACCCAUGUAAUCUUUGGCGGAUAUUCUUUUUUUUUUUUUUCCUCAGUCAGUUACACCAGAUUAACACUUCAUGAAGAUGGUUUUAAGUUCUUUUGUAUACAAGCUUCGCAUCACAAGAUGACUGGACACUGAUUCAUGAAAUUCUCUCACGUGUUCCCUGCAGCCUGAAGCAGGUCCUUCUAUUUGCCCUAUGGUCCCUGCUUGGUUCUAGAGACUGGUCCACCUCUGUUUUGAGAUUUUGUAGACCCAUGUAACUGAGGACCUGUCAGACAAAGAUGACAUCAUAAAGUAACAUUAGUAGACAUUUUAGAUUUGGUAAUCUCAAAUUUAUACCUAAGGGCUUUUUUGCUCCAAUUAUCCGUUGGACUGAAAUUUGGAGACUGGUACUAAGUAAUAAAGUAUAUAUUUACCAAGGCAGUAAGAACCACAUUUACAUUAUUUUAUCAUGUAAAACCUACAAGUCUGUAUUAAGAUAUGAAACCUAGUUCUAGAGAAGAACCCACCAAGUAAAACAGACUAAUAUAUGUCUGUUUCACUUAUCUAAAUGUUAUAACUGGCCAUCAACAUGGCUAAAUGGAGUAACUAUAGCUCAGAGGCAGCACUGUGUCUCUUUGAGGACUACUAAUCCAAGAAAAGAAUCCACUGAAAGCAUUCAGAGACUGCCAAAAAAUGCAAAUAGGAACUGAACAAGAGAAUUUACUUGGAUGACAGAUAAUUUGAGGCAGAUUAUUUUUUAAUCUUAUUAACAGGAAACAUUUCAACUGCUUAAUACUCCAUAUUUCACCUACAACAUAAUGAGAAUGACCCUGAUGGUGGUGAGAAGACCAUUAUAGGAAGAUAACUUUUAAGUUAAGAUAUCCUUAAAAUUUCUUCUUUCCUAUGAAAAUACAGUCUAUAGAAUAUGACUUAGAAAUAAAAGUUAAUGGGAUAGACUAAGA
Lynx canadensis (Canada lynx) is the source of this 4390-nucleotide messenger RNA. It is a transcript of the gene DNAJC9, whose product is annotated as DnaJ heat shock protein family (Hsp40) member C9. Gene Ontology annotation, molecular function: heat shock protein binding. Bases 483 to 1265 code for a protein of 260 amino acids. The record is from RefSeq and is a predicted model, not a curated record. Lineage: Eukaryota; Metazoa; Chordata; Mammalia; Carnivora; Felidae. Gene Ontology annotation, cellular component: nucleus; cytoplasm. The transcript has 5 exons.